This is a messenger RNA of Misgurnus anguillicaudatus (oriental weatherfish), 1559 nucleotides long. NCBI's taxonomy places the organism in Eukaryota, Metazoa, Chordata, Actinopteri, Cypriniformes, Cobitidae. The record is from RefSeq and is a predicted model, not a curated record.
CAUCCUUGACAUUUUCCUUGUCAUCGAUGAAUAUCCGGUGGGUGGGACGACCGGACAUCUGUGUGAGUAAAGGAGUGGAUCCAGUGUGAAAGAAUUAUGUUUUAACGGAUUAUACACGCGAAUUAAGUUAACGGCUCUUCACAGACUAAACAUACGUCGUCUCUUGUCUGGAAACACUAAAGUCAUGGCAGCGAAUAAGAGUAAGAAUCAAAGUUCCCUGGUGCUUCACAAGGUCAUCAUGGUGGGCAGUGGAGGUGUUGGAAAAUCUGCGCUUACACUGCAGUUCAUGUAUGAUGAGUUUGUGGAAGACUAUGAACCCACCAAGGCUGAUAGUUAUAGAAAGAAGGUGGUCCUGGAUGGAGAAGAAGUACAGAUUGAUAUUUUGGAUACGGCGGGUCAGGAGGACUACGCUGCCAUCAGAGAUAACUACUUCCGCAGUGGAGAAGGUUUUCUUCUGGUUUUCUCCAUCACAGAGCACGAGUCCUUCAGCGCUACCUCAGAAUUCAGAGAGCAGAUCUUAAGGGUGAAAGCAGAAGAGGAUAUAGUCCCUCUGUUAGUGGUGGGAAAUAAAUCUGAUUUGGAGGACAGACGUCAGGUUUCUGCAGACGAGGCUCGAGCUAAAGCAGAUGAGUGGUCUGUACAGUAUGUGGAAACAUCGGCAAAAACUCGAGCAAAUGUGGACAAGGUGUUUUUUGAUCUGAUGAGGGAGGUGCGUGCAAAAAAGAUGUCUGAGAACAAAGAGAAGAACGGAAAGAAAAGUGGCAAAAAGAAGAAGAGUCUGAAGGAGAGAUGUGUGCUUCUCUAAGUCACACAAACGCUUGAUUCCCACAUCAAGCUGACUGGACUGAGCCGAUCUAAUGGACCACAAGGAGACCAGUUUCUCCCCUCCGUCAUUUUUGUUGCCAAAUAAAAUCAAAGCACAUGUUGUUGGUGUCAUUAGCCACCUGCAGACGUCUUCAACACCUUCUCAAUGUCUCUCAGGUCUUCCAAGGUGCCAUGAGAUGAAAUCAUUAAUGUAACUCUAAUCAACCUGGAAUAUGGAGGAUAUAAGUUUUAAUGCAUCAGUCUGUAUAACAUUUCUAAUGUCAGGUUAUCACAUCAGUUAUUGUUUGAACCGGUACCAGCCCAUAAGCACAAGGAAUGUUUAUUCUUCAUUCAUGAAACACAAACUAAAUGGAUUAAUCACUCAUAAAUUUGUUCAAAUGUAAUUGCAUUAAAUGCAACAAUUUACUUAAGAAAGUUUUGACUAACAAUCAGUACAGAAAAUCUUUUUUCACUAGUGAUAAAGUAAUCUACACAUUUGCUUUUUAUAUCAAAUACUCUAAUAUAUACACAAAAUAUAUUUUGUGUUGUUUUGAAGCAUUAUUGUGCUUUAAUAUGUGAAGAUAACAUUGUCUCUUCAGGAAUCACAGAAGUCACUGCGUAAAAUGUGCCACUUUUAUUACAAAACACACACGAUUCAAAAGAUUUUAUUUUUGUUAUCAAAUCACCUUUCUAUGUGUCUGUUUCACUUCUGUCUGGUGGUUAUUUUACUAAAUAAACCUUGAAUUUGUUAUAAA